AUGGCUGAAGUUUUAUCAUUAAUACCUUCAUCUCCAAAACUUGAUCAAAUCAAUCAUGAAUCAUUAGUUCAUUUCACCUUAUUUAAGGAUUUAUUACUGUAUCUCUUUAAAAAGGGUAAUAGUGAAACCGAUUCAAAUCAUCCUAUUGUUAUAAUAUUAGCCAAUAUUAAAUCAAACGAUGAUGAAGAUACUUUACUGUCUUUACAAACCUUAUCGGAUCAUCAUAAACAAUUAUUAUUGAAAUAUUUCUUUAAUCAUUUAAAUAUCAUUAUUAUCUUUGAAUCAGAUUUAACUCCAUCAACUAUCACUCAUUUAAAUGAUCUUAUCCAUAAUAUCAAAUUAAUCAUAACCAAUCGUAUUUCAAGAAUCCAAACUUGGACAGGAACAGGGAAUAUUGAAUUAGUAGGUGAUAAUUAUAUUGAAGAAAAACAAGAAAUCAAUGGCAUAAUCUCUACUAUGUCAUUAAUCUUGACCAAUAAUAUUAAUAAAUCAUUCGUAACUAGUGAAUUAAUCAUUAAAUUGAAUCAUUUAAUCAUGAAAGAAAUCAAUUUUAAAAACUUAUUAAUCAAUAAUGAUCCUCAACAUUUAAUUAAAUUAUCUGAAUCAGUUCGUAAUUGGUCAUUCCCAGCUCAUGAAUUAUCCAAUGAUGAUUUGAUUUAUUGUGUUUUCAUCAUGCUUAAAUAUGCUUUAAUUCAAGUGGGAAAGAAUCAUAGUCAAAGUUCAUUAUAUAUUUUAAAUAAUAAUGAAUUAUUGGGAUUUGUAUUUAUGGUUAGAGAUACUUAUAAAAAUGGUAAUCCAUUUCAUAAUUUCCGUCAUGCCGUUGAUGUUUUACAAGCUUGUUUUCACUUUUUAAUUAGAUUAGAUUGUUUACCUCAAUUUUCUUCUCAAACUUAUCAAGAUGAAUUAAUUCCCAUCAUACCCAAGAAUCCCACCUCCACAAGUACUGUCAGUUCCAAUGAUAAAGAACCUUCACCAUUACAUUCUCCUAAUCAUCUUAAUCAUUUACAAACUCUUGGAUUGUUGAUUGCUGCCUUAGGUCAUGAUGUUGGACAUCCAGGGGUUACUAAUGCAUUUAUGAUUAAAAGUUUAGCUCCAACAUCAUUAUUAUAUAAUGAAAGAUCAGUAUUAGAAUCAUUCCAUUCAUCCGUGUUUAUAAAUAAGAUUCUUAGUAUUAAUUGGCCAUCAUUAUUGAAUGUAUUUACGGAAUCUGAAAAACAAGAAUUAACCUUGAGAGAGAUUAUCAUUUCAAGUAUAUUGGCUACUGAUAUGGCAGAACAUUUUGAAUAUAUUGAAAGAUUAAAGAAUUUAAAAUAUAAUGAUUUCAUCAAACAUAAUAAUCGAGUGAAAUUGAUUUGUUCAUUAUUAAUCAAAUGUGCAGAUAUUUCAAAUGUGACUCGUCCGUUAAGAGUUUCAUCCCAAUGGGCCAUGGUAUUAGCAAGAGAAUUCGAUGAAGUGAAUAUCUUGGAAAAGAAAAUUCAUCAUGAUGAAAGUUUAAACCUUGAUCUUUCUCAGGAUUUAACCUAUACCAAAGUUCCCAUUGAUUUACAAGAUAUUUUAGUACAAAAUCCUCAAUUACAUAAAGGUCAAAUCUUUUUUAUAAAUACGUUUGCGGAGAAUUUAUUUAAUAAUAUUUCGGAAUUAUUACCUGAAUUGAAAUAUACUUGUGAUAUAAUUAAAGAGAAUAAAGAGUUUUGGUUAAAUAGAAAUACAUAG
This is a messenger RNA of Scheffersomyces coipomensis, 1713 nucleotides long. RefSeq names its product 3',5'-cyclic-nucleotide phosphodiesterase (gene PDE2). Gene Ontology annotation, biological process: cGMP catabolic process. NCBI's taxonomy places the organism in Eukaryota, Fungi, Ascomycota, Pichiomycetes, Serinales, Debaryomycetaceae. The record is from RefSeq and is a predicted model, not a curated record. Bases 1 to 1713 code for a protein of 570 amino acids. Gene Ontology annotation, molecular function: 3',5'-cyclic-AMP phosphodiesterase activity; 3',5'-cyclic-GMP phosphodiesterase activity. The transcript has a single exon.